AAGCCUUUUUAAAGUCAAACAACUUGGGAUCUUGCCCGAAAACGUAAUAAGCAUUAAAGUUAAUUAAAUAAAGCAUAAUCAACAGAUUAAAGAGACAGCCACGCCAUCGUACAUCUCCUCCUCAAUGCCCUCUGGGAUCGGCUCUAGGUUCAUCUGUCUGAUCACCUACGGACAGCAAAAGAAAA
Messenger RNA from Cuscuta campestris, 185 nucleotides. The record is from the annotation of a GenBank genome assembly. NCBI's taxonomy places the organism in Eukaryota, Viridiplantae, Streptophyta, Magnoliopsida, Solanales, Convolvulaceae.